Messenger RNA from Ipomoea nil (Japanese morning glory), 965 nucleotides. RefSeq lists its product as uncharacterized. Lineage: Eukaryota; Viridiplantae; Streptophyta; Magnoliopsida; Solanales; Convolvulaceae. The record is from RefSeq and is a predicted model, not a curated record. The transcript has 6 exons. Bases 6 to 965 code for a protein of 319 amino acids. Gene Ontology annotation, molecular function: DNA binding.
AGAAGAUGAAUCCAUUGGCUGCCAAUAAGAAGGUGAUCAAGAGAAGGUCUCCUACUCCCAAGAAGGUUCAGGCUAAAGGUGAAGGUUCUAGGAGGGAGUAUGGGUGUGUUGAUGAAAACUCCAUAGCUAUGAGGAGAGGUCGAGAACUUCAAGCAAAUCUUUCACCUCAAUUUCCUAGUGUAGUCAAGUUCUUGCUCCAUUCUCAUACUACUAGUGGAUUUUGGUUGGGUCUGCCAAAAGAUUUCUGCACUUCUCAUCUGCCAAACCAUGAUACUGCCAUUAUUUUGGUGGAUGAAAAUGGAAGAGAAACAGAGAGCAAGUACCUUAUUGAGAAGCAUGGCCUGAGUGGUGGAUGGAGAGGAUUUUCCCUCCAACACAACUUGGUUCCCGGGGAUGUUGUGUACAUUGUUCGGGCAAAUGACUCGGCAAAUAUUGCUGGUGCUAUCAGCCUUCUGGAUUUAAGUCAUUAUGCACAGCCAAUUGCAACUGAGGGUUUACUGCUGGAAGGUGAUGAUAUUGAGGAAAAUGUGCUGAGAAUUGAAGACGCUGCAGAUCAGUUAACCAGAAUACAACAUGAAAAGCCUGGGUUGAACUACACGCUAAUCGCCGGGGCAAUAACAGAAACUGUGAAAAUCGCCGAUGGCAUCAAAGCUGCUACGCUCGCAACGGGCCGUGAUGUUUUGGAAGUAUGGGACAGAACUCUGAUAGGGGUGGGGCAUUUCGGCAUGGAAGUGGGGUUCUUGCGCGGCAGGAUAAGUGAGCUGAUUAGGCUGUGCGAGGCGGCCGAAAUUGUUUCCGGAAAGGAGAAAGAAAAAGCCAUAGCUGAAGCGGAGAUGAAAGAUCUCCUGCACAAGGUGUCGAAGGUGAGUGGUGUGAUUAAAAAUUUGGAAGAGGAGAUCCAGGCACACAGCGGCGGGGAGAGGGUAGAGGAGGUUUUCAAGAAUGUUGCGAGUGCUGAUUGGUGA